AUAAAAUUAUUUUUUAUAUAUAAAAAAGAUUUUUGCGCGAAAAUAAAAAACAUGGAAUCGUGCAACUGCUGAUUGAAUUUGUUACGUAAAUUUUAAAAACUGACCGAACUGGGUAUUUAGUUGAGUGAGUUGGGUACUUGCUUCUGGGCCUAUGGAAACGACAGCCAACUCUAAAUUUAGCGAUGUUGAUGAAUAUGGCUUUAAACGUGCAAAUAAUUUUGAUUAUAAAAACUAUGAAAAAUUUAUGUCGAAUUACCUGAAGACGCUGUCCAAGCGACGAAUGAAAUGGGAAGCAAUAUUACAACAAAACAGUGAUCUCACAAAUAUCGAUGCCAAAUUGAAACGUUAUAUACGAAAGGGGAUACCAGGUCCCUACCGUCCUGAUGUUUGGAUGAAAAUAUCUGGCGCACAUAAGCUACAACAACGUUCUCCGGAUCUCUAUCGUAACCUUUUAAGUUCGCGAUAUGAGAAGGAAAUAAGUGACUCUAUAUCAAUUGAUCUACCUCGUACGUUUCCUGACAAUAUCUACUUCGAGACUAAGAAAGAAAGGCUUUUUAAUAUUUUAAUUGCAUAUGCACAUCAUAAUCGAGAAGUUGGUUACUGUCAAGGAUUAAACUAUAUUGCUGGUCUUCUAUUGAUCGUAACCGAUGAUGAGGAGAAAUCAUUUUGGCUGCUAAAGCAUAUAGUGGAAAAUAUAGUACCACAGUAUCAUACUAAAAACAUGGCUAAUCUUUUACGAGACUUAGCUGUCUUUAAGGAAAUGGUGAUAAGAAGAGCACCCGCUGUAAAUAGACACAUUGAACAAUUGGGUUUGCCGUAUGCUGUCAUAGCAAGUAAAUGGUUCAUUUGCAUAUUUGCUGAGGUGUUACCAGUUGAGACAGUGCUAAGAAUAUGGGAUUGUGUAUUUGCAGAGGGUUAUAAGAUAGUUUUUCGAGCUGCAUUGUCACUCUUUUUAACUCACAAAAAUGACAUACUGAAUUGCGAAGAUAUUGCCGCCUUGGCGAAUUUAUUUCGAGACAUUAUGAUACAAGACGAUAUUGUUACCAACUGCCAUAGUUUUAUACAAGCCAUGUUCAAUUUGCGUUUAAGUCGCAGUGAAUUGGAAAGCUUACGCAAGAUUUGCGUGGGUCGCAAUAAUACUUAAAAUUUAGACUAAAUGCUGUAACUGCUUGAACUUAUUUUAUUUUGGCUUUGCUGUUAUUGAAGAUGGUAGAUUUAACAGUUUUGUUAUUGUAAGUUAAGUUUGUUUUAAUAUUAGGAUAAUUUAUACAAAUUCUGAAUGUAAAUUUUGCAUUUCUAGUUUAGUUGUAAAUUUAGCGUCCCUCAAAAACUAUGUUUUGUAGUAUUGUGUGUGUAUGCCGGUGUGUAGUUUACUAAAUACAAAGUGCUUUUGUAUUAUUUAGGCUUAAUUUUUAAUUUAAUUGUUAAGUUUAUUUAAAUUAUUAAAUAAAAUUAAGUUUUUCUUUGUUAGAGUAAAACAUUUUUAGAUGAAAGUUUUAUUACUGUAACCAUUGUAUUGUACCACAAACAACUUAUAUAUAGAUGACCAAAGCAAACCAUAAAACUGGCAAUCAUUUUGAAAGCAAAUAAAUUGUUCUUAGUGUCAUCUUACUAACACAAUGAUUAAUUUAUUUUAAAAGCUCAACUUUCUGAUGUGCUCUAUGAGCACAUAUGAUUCUAUGGUUCUAUAAUUCUUUGGUUUACAGUCUACGUAUGAAUGUUAAUAAGAUAUUGUAGAUUGAAUAGUGAUUGGACGGCCAAAUUUUAAAAUUUUAGUGAAUAUUUAUUCUCUAUAACGCUGGAUAUCUAGAUAUAAAUUGUUUAUGAUUCUACUAAGCAUUACUUUUGUACUGUAUAUAUGAUAUAUCUAUCACCUAAAAGCAACCAACCUAUGUGGUUGAAUUACCUUCCAGGUCCAAAAACUUUAAGUAAUGUUAACUCUUUCGUGCAGUUAUUUUAACUUAAACUGCACGUAAACAAAACAAUUAAUUUGAUAUUUGUUUGAUAUAUUAUUCUAUUAUUAUGUAUUUAUUAGACAAUUUGAGCUAGUAAGAUAAUUUGUAUAGAUUUAUUGUAAUGAUAUUUUGUUUGUGUAUUAUGCUAUUAUUUAAUUUAAUGACCAAGAACAAAAUAGUAGUUAACUUGUAACAUUGUCAGUAAAACAUAGAAAGACAUAAGUUAUAGGCUUUCAUUUUGUUAGAGAACAAAUCACAAAAAAUUAACUAAAAAA
Molecule: messenger RNA, 2230 nt
Organism: Teleopsis dalmanni
Lineage: Eukaryota; Metazoa; Arthropoda; Insecta; Diptera; Diopsidae
Product: growth hormone-regulated TBC protein 1-A
Exons: 6
Coding region: 152-1144 (330 amino acids)
Source: RefSeq, a predicted model, not a curated record